GGACAGUAAACUUGAUUGGGCUAGUAAUGUCUUGAAGGAACUUAUUCCAGUCAAAAAUUGUAAGAUCUCACUACAUACGCGUUUGAGUCCAUAACAAAGGAACUCUCUCGUCCUUUGUACCAGCCAUUGUUAUCCUUCAAGAAAUGGCCAACAAAGUCUUGUUAUCAUCAGAAGAGAGUAUAAAUGUUGUAGCUUCGCUUUGAGCGUGAAUUAUGAACCGCAGUUUACCAGAAAUUCAUCAAGAUAUCUACAGAGGAAUUUGUGCAUCCCCCGCACUUCUUCAGGGCACUAAAGCUCAGCUACUUUAAUCCACGAUGGCGCGAACUCGUGCAUCAUCAUAUGCAAAUGAUGACCCAGUAACGUCAGGUUACCGUUAUCGUCCGUUGCCGUCUACGCCUCAGGUGAGUGAAAACUACAGAAACAAGCCAUUGCCAUUGCGACCUGGCGAAGGUCAAGUUCCAAGAACUGGAGAUUCUCCGUAUCCAGCGCCCCUCCACUUGCCGGGGAGGUCACACCAUCGUGCACCGUCGCAUCGACCCGAGGUCCGCCGAGCUCCAUUUGACUAUUCUUAUGUUGGCUUCGCCGAGCCGGUCCCUCGAUGGCCCGAUAAUCCGCGUCCUUAUGCUACUGAGCCAGUGUUUGUGGAAAGAUCCACCACUGCAGAUUAUGGUGGUGCUCGUCACACUUAUUAUGAAGGCCGCCCUUAUCCUGCCGUUUCGGCGCAGGCAUCUUGUAGCUAUCCAGAUCAAGGAUCCUCUUGCUACGACGAACAAGAUCAAGGAUCCUCUUGCUACAAUGAUGAUGAUGAAUGGAUUCAGGAAGUGCCUCGGCGAGCAAAUAGUGUAGGUGUGGCGAAGAGUGCACCGUCAGACUGUCUCUUAUGGGGAAGAUACGCGGGGGCGUGGGGUGAUUUACAAGACGAAUUUGCAAUGCUUCGUCUCAGUAACGAUACAUGGCAAAGGGCUAUGCAUGCGUUUGCAGGAAUACAUACUGACUAUAUCACAGUAGGAAAUUCUCAGCUUGUGACAACUCACUUCGCGACCCUUCGAAGUAUCCUUAAGCCGUAUUGGGGGGAAACGAAGACUGAGCGUUGGAUUAACUCGCUGGCGUCCUUGGCAAAUUCCCCUACUCUAUCAAUUUUCGAGUCAUCCGAUUCUGAUUAUGAUUCUGAGGUACAAAAAUCACGAGGAAAGAAUAUCGCCUGGGCUGUCGGAAGCGUCGGAAGCGCUGUAAGUGGCCUCAUUCGGAAAUUGAGCACUAGGUCUCGGCCAAAAGGUUCUCGUAGGCAAAGCCGAAAGAGAUCCACUGCUCCUUCCACGAGCUCAUAUUAUGGGUGAGGAACAAGAACUCCUUUUUGUUUUUAUCAGCAAAAUGACCAUGGUUGAUAGGUAUUGAGACAAGUGUUUCUUUACAUUUUCUGCGCUAGUCUAAUCGCAAUAAAGGCUCGGAAGUACCUUCUUUUGCUAGCCCUAGAUGUCCCACUCGCGCUCCGCUGAAACGUCAGGGUAGGUUGUCAUUAAAUACAGGAACAAUCAAUAGAUGUGUCUGAGGUGCCCAAAGAUAUGGACUUCAAUGCUUCUCAUGGAAUAACAGGUAGUUUAUCCUCGUAAAUACAAGCCGCUAUUGACC
Molecule: messenger RNA, 1629 nt
Organism: Truncatella angustata
Lineage: Eukaryota; Fungi; Ascomycota; Sordariomycetes; Amphisphaeriales; Sporocadaceae
Exons: 1
Coding region: 315-1337 (340 amino acids)
Source: RefSeq, a predicted model, not a curated record